UUGAUGAGACAAAAUAUGAACUAUGGACCUUCAAACGUCCACCUCCCUGUGCUGACCAAUGGCUUUCGUCUGCUCGGACCUCUGCGUUUACGCACAAUGUCGACGAUUUCGCGACGGUCCCUCAGUCCCUGGCUCUAUUGUCUGCGCUACAGGAACUUGACUAUGCAGUUCGCUGCCAGAGCAGGCCUGAGCGCAGCUCGCCACGCAUUUCUCCCCAGACUCAGGACACCACGCUUCAAUCAACUGCGCAGCAUGUCUCAGGCCAGAACCCCAGUUACUCUGCUGGGCUCCAUGGCGUUUGGGGGACGCGCGGACGCGCACCUGAGCGCGCAGCUGGUGCAGCUGUUCUUAGAGCGCGGCCACGAGGAGCUGGACACCGCGUUCAUGUACAAUGAUGGACAGGCGGAGACCAUCAUAGGAAACAUGCAGCUUCCCAAAACAGUUCGAAUCGCGACUAAAGCAAACCCCUGGGAGGGAAAAACACUCAAACCAGAAAGUGUCCGGAAUCAGCUGGAGACGUCCCUGAAGAGGCUGCACACACAAUGUGUGGACCUGUUUUACCUGCACGCACCGGACCACCAGAACCCCAUUCAGGACACAUUACAGGCCUGCAACCAGCUGUAUAAAGAGGGCAAAUUCAAACAGCUGGGCUUAUCAAACUAUGCAUCAUGGGAAGUGGCAGAAAUCUAUUGCAUCUGCAAACACAAUAACUGGGUGCUUCCUACUGUAUAUCAAGGCAUGUAUAAUGCAACCACACGACAGGUGGAGACUGAGCUGCUGCCAUGUUUGAGAUACUUUGGCAUCCGUUUCUAUGCAUACAAUCCCCUGGCAGGUGGGCUUCUGACUGGAAAAUAUCACUAUGAAGAUAAAGAAGGCGCUCAGCCUGCAGGUCGAUUCUUCGGGAACAGCUGGGCUGGUACUUACAGAGACAGAUACUGGAAGGAGAGCCAUUUCCAAGGCAUAGAUGGAGUUCAGAAGGCUCUGGAAGCAGCGUACGGCUCAGAGAAACCCACCCUGACAUCAGCUGCUAUUCGCUGGAUGUACCAUCACUCUCAUCUCAGGGGUGAUCUGGGUGACGGGGUCAUUAUCGGGAUGUCCAGCAUGGAGCAGCUGAAUGAGAACCUGACGGCAGCAGCAGAAGGCCCGCUCAAACAGGAAGUCGUGGAUGCUUUCAAACACGCCUGGGAUUUAGUGGCCCACGAGUGUCCAAACUACUUCCGCUAGACGCCCCGUGAUUUAUAAGAACUAAUACAGAGAUCACUUUAUUUUUUCUAUGUUCAUAUUUUGUGAGUGAACAGUGAUAAUUGAGUUGAACCAGUCUUCAGCUUCCUAAUAAACACAAUCACAAAAUUAAACAUCUCUGAGCUCACAAACACUUGAUUUUUCUCCAUGUUUACACGAGAAUGCAAUACAAAUAAAUGUGAUAAUGGCAUUUUGAUGAAUAACUGUUUUGUUGUCAUCUUGCCAAAAAACUUGCUAAAAUAACUUCUAUUUAACAAUAAUAAUAAAAGAGUACAGUGUUCAGUAAGUCAUGCUAAACUUUGUAUUUUUGUAGAAUAUUGUAGACAAUAGAAACUAAACAGUGUGCAGAUGACUGUGAUAGUAAUGCGCAGCUCACUGAAAGAACACUCAAUAAAACGUUUCAUGGUUUUAUGUUGGAUCAACACAA
This is a messenger RNA of Onychostoma macrolepis, 1669 nucleotides long. Its product is annotated as aflatoxin B1 aldehyde reductase member 4-like. The record is from RefSeq and is a predicted model, not a curated record. Gene Ontology annotation, molecular function: oxidoreductase activity. Bases 4 to 1224 code for a protein of 406 amino acids. The transcript has 7 exons. Lineage: Eukaryota; Metazoa; Chordata; Actinopteri; Cypriniformes; Cyprinidae.